Molecule: messenger RNA, 569 nt
Organism: Plectropomus leopardus (leopard coralgrouper)
Lineage: Eukaryota; Metazoa; Chordata; Actinopteri; Perciformes; Serranidae
Source: RefSeq, a predicted model, not a curated record
UGAGUGUGAAGCGGCGGUCCUGGUCCUGGCAGCAGUACCUGAAUGAACAGAAAGCUGAAGCUGCUCCUUUGUCACUGUUUACGCAGUCCCAGUCCUUUCCCAGUAGGAGAGCUGGUUUUAAAGUUGGGAUGAAGCUGGAGGGCAUCGACCCGCUGCACCCCUCCAUGUUCUGUGUGCUGACGGUCGCCGAGGUGAUUGGUUGUCGGCUCCGUCUCCAUAUCGACGGAUACUCGGAGUGCUAUGACUUCUGGGUAAACGCUGACUCAGCAGACAUCAGGCCGACAGGCUGGUGCAAAGAAAACAACCACAAGCUCCACCCACCCAAAGGACACAGUGAGACAGACUUUGACUGGGAUGUCUACCUUCAUUCCACAGGCUCUCACGCUGCCCCGCCCACCCUGUUCACCUGUCGCACUGCAAGCUGUGGAUUCAGUGUGGGGAUGAAGUUGGAGGCGGUCGACAGGAAGAACCCUGGACUCGUCUGCGUUGCCUCCAUUGCUGAUGUCAUCGAUGACCACUUCCUGGUUCACUUUGACAACUGGGACGACACAUACGACUACUGGUGAGAC